This is a messenger RNA of Cooperia oncophora, 369 nucleotides long. The record is from the annotation of a GenBank genome assembly. NCBI's taxonomy places the organism in Eukaryota, Metazoa, Nematoda, Chromadorea, Rhabditida, Trichostrongylidae.
AUGUCGUUAGCUCAUAAACACGAAAAUGAACUUUCAAGAGCCCUUCCAUGUGUCGAGGAUGCGCACUCUAUGGGACGGCCGAGAGAUGGAAGCUACUGCGAGAAUAGCGAAGACGAAGCCAAUUUGGUGUCGUCUGGUGAGGAGAGUCGACUGAACGACGAUCUAUCAAGUUCUUUAGAGGAUCUCGUCGGUAACUUCGACGAAAGGAUAAACUCUUGUCUGAAGAAUCCGGAUGUGAACACCGAAGAUAUCGCUCCAGUACAGGUCCGAACACAAGAUGAAGUGAUGGCUGAAAGCCAGCGCCUGGAUUUAACUGAUCGCCAAUCGCUUGAUAUGCCCAUUGUUUACUUUUACUUCCCCGGUAUUUAG